AUGACAGAUUUAUUGGAAGCAGUAUCUCUAAAUCAACUGGCUAACAGAAGAGCAGGUGAAGCUUUACUCGCCCGGUCACCUGAGCUACAAGCCUCCUCAAAUAUUAAAGGACCAAGAGAAGUAAUGCGUGAACGCACUGCCAGAGAGGCGAGGAGGAAGGUUGAAGAUGACCAGAAAGAAAAUCUAGAGAGAGCUAGAGCUGUCGAGGAGGCUAGAUUAAUCGAGGAGCGACGGCAAAGUAUUGAAAGAAGAAAUUCGAGUGCAACCGCUUCUGGGCACCAACGAAAAACUAGCGGAAGGUCUGCUCACGCGCAAGCUAGGCCACUCGAUAAGUCUCACACUGCUCAAGAGCAUUUGUCUACACAUAAUGCCCGGGAGCCGCAUCCCAAUAAUGUUGAUGAGACUGGAACUACACGAGCUCACUCAAGACAAGCAGAAGAUCAACAUAGGCCUGGUCUAUCGGACAUUUAUCGACGGUCAAGCCCGUCACGUAUGGAGACUUCGUCUCAGCCCCAACCUCAGAAUGCAGUCACACGAUCUACCUUUCCUCAUGCUUUCGAGCGAUGGGAGACUCUAUCUGCACAUUGGGAAGGACUUACCUCGUUUUGGAUCCGAAGACUUGAAGAAAACAGUAACGAAAUUCAUCGCGAUCCACUUCUACAGCAGCUUUCUCGGCAAGUAACGGACUUGUCAGCAGCAGGAGCAAAUCUUUUCCAUGCAGUGGUAGAAUUGCAAAGAUUACGAGCCUCAUCUGAGAGAAAAUUUCAGAGAUGGUUCAAUGACACUAGAUCUGAGCUGGAACGCAAUAAGGAAGUGCAAGCUACCACGGAGAGGAAGCUUCACUUUGAGAUACAGGCACGAGCGGCCGCAGUGGCUGAAGCGACUGCGAUUGAGAAAGAAAAAUUGAAUUCUGACAGGUUGCUAGCUGAGGCAAGAAGAGAGUUGCAGAUCUCUAAAGAAGAAGCCAGACGAGCCUGGGAAGAACUUGGUCGGCGGGAGCAGGAAGAAAGAGCGCGCUCGAUAUCUUUGCGUGACGGCCUACCGACAGUAGUUGGAGGGGUACAAGUUGUUCCAAUGAUGGCUACUGCUCCAAGUCGUAUCGGAAAUAAUCGAGACACUCAGUACACUUCUGAACCACCAAACACAUCUCAUAUAUCUGAAUGCUCGAAUGAAGAUAUCCACCAUCAACAGUAUACUCGUAUGUCGGAUGAUACCUACAACUUACCCUCUGAAACUUCGACCCGUUCAAGGCCCACUAAUGCUGGUACCAUUGGAUCAGAAACACAACCCCACAUCACAUACACAAGCAGCUAUUCUCCCUCACAGAUACCAGCAGAUCACCCUGCAUCCAUGAACUUCUACAAGCAAAGCGAUGGAAAUUCUCAUCCUGGGAAAGAUGUAACUUAUCUCACCAAUAGAGACUCGGAGGCAAAUUUCUCGGACGAAUACGACGAAGAAUACGAGCUCCAUGAUCAGGGACGGUUUGAUUGCGGUGAACCUAAACCUAAAGCCAAUCAACAUGACACAGACAACGACCCCAGCAAGAUAAACUUAGCAGACCAGAAUAACAGUGAAUCUGGGAACCUUGCACACUAUAGCCAGAUUCCCGGAGUCGAAUAUGGGCACGGUCCUACGACACCUUCCGACACCCUUCUCGUACCCGGCUCAAACCUAAGCACAAAUGCACAAGUAGGUGAUACAUACGAUCUAGCUGGACUCGCCGCACAGUGUUACCACAUUGCAUCAGAUUGGCCGGGUGUUUCAAGGCACCAUCAUCCAACUAGACUGAGCGACGUUAUGGAAGAAGAUGAAAGAAGUAGAACGAGCAGGAACAGUGUGGGUCAAAUUAGCCGAUCUCGUGACGAAAGAUGA
Molecule: messenger RNA, 1872 nt
Organism: Blumeria graminis f. sp. triticale
Lineage: Eukaryota; Fungi; Ascomycota; Leotiomycetes; Helotiales; Erysiphaceae
Source: the annotation of a GenBank genome assembly